AUGGAAUGUUAUGUUUGUACAACAAUAAAUGCAGAAGAAUUUCUAAAUGGUGUUCAGGACCAGAAAUGGAACAAAUGGCUUCAAAAUAUGCGUUCUGCGUCGCAACUAAAACAAUGUGCAGACAAAUUUGAUGUAAGCAUUUUUGAUAUUUACUGA
Molecule: messenger RNA, 156 nt
Organism: Gongylonema pulchrum
Lineage: Eukaryota; Metazoa; Nematoda; Chromadorea; Rhabditida; Gongylonematidae
Source: the annotation of a GenBank genome assembly